GUAUUAUAAAUUGAUAAAACUUAAACGUGACUACUACGUUUUUGUAUAUCAAUCGAGAUCAGUUGGCAUCUCUGGCCGAAUAACGGCGCUAUUCGCGGAUUCCAUUCUUCUAUCUUUUUCGCACUUCCUUUUUCGUCUCAAAACAAGUAGCGUACCCGUAAUAUGUGUGACGCAGCGAAUUCAGCGAAGCCGUGGCAGCUUUCCGGUGUGUACGGCAAUGGGAUUCCGGCGCUGUGCCUGCUGCACCAGGAGAUCGAGCAGUUCUACAGCUAUAUCCAGUCCACGCCCACGGAGUUCUAUUUCAGGGCAGAGGCGGUGCGUCGCAUCGAGGACGUUGUGCUUGCUAUCUGGCCGGGCGCAUGCGUGGAGGUCUUCGGCUCCUUCCGCACGGGGCUGAACCUGCCGGACUCGGACAUCGACCUGGUUGUACACUAUGGCCACUAUUGGAACCCCGGAACCCCGUUGCACGAGCUUGAAAGCGAACUGGUGGCCCGCGGGGUCCCGGAGCCGGACACCGUGUGUGUCCUGGACAAGGCCUCCGUGCCGGUGGUCAAGUUUACUGAACGGGUCUCCCGGAUCAAGUUCGAUGUGACCUUCAAUGCCGCCGCUUCCGGUGUCCAGGCCGCCGAGCUGAUCAAGGAGUUCAUCCGCCAGUUCCCCGAGCUGCCAAAGCUGGUAAUGGUGCUCAAGCAGUUCCUCAGCCUCCAGGGACUAAACGAGGUCUACAGUUCCGGCGGAGUCUCCUCCUACGCCCUCACCCUCAUGGUCAUCAGCUUUUUGCAGCAGCAGGCGCGCAACAACAAGCGCUAUACCAGCAACAACAAACUGGGUCUGCUGCUUUUACAGUUCCUGGACUACUAUGGCCGCAAGUUCGACUUCUUCAAGUACGGAAUCUCCGUGCUCGGAAACGGCGGUUGCGUAGAGAAAGAAAGAUUGCGCUCCGCGCUGGGCGAGAACAACUGGCAGUCGGUACUCAGCAUCGAGGAUCCCGUGACGCCGGCCAACGACAUCGGAAGAAGCUCCUUCGCGGCGCUGCAUGUGAUUCAGGGAUUCGAGGCCGCCUUCUUAAAGCUUUCCAAGCUGGUGGACUCCGAUUCGGCCAAGAUCGUGGGCCCCAUCCUGGCCAGUAUUGUAGAGGUACCGCAGUCCAUAGUCAACUACCGUGCGUGGGUGCACUACAACUUCCAGCACUUGUUGGGACCGGAAUCAUCUGCUCCCAAUCCGAAUGGUCAUAGUCAGUCGGGGAUCCCGAGCUCUUCCGUUUCCGCAUCCGAGGACGAGCGCUCGGAUGGCCAGCUGACUGUCCGGAACGGAUUCCGCCGCUGCGGGGAUGGUCCACCACAGAAAUUAGACUUAGACCUAGCAAACCUUAAGUUGAAUUAAGUAUUUUUACGUUAUGCUACUGGUGAUUUUACUUUUAUAAACUAAUUAUCAUAUUUUAUUUGCAUACUAUUAUGCUCGGCAUAUGAAAACUAAAAACAGCAAUUACUUAUUUUAUUAUUAACAAUUUAUGUGUAAUUAAAAAAGGGAAAAAUGUUUUCGAAUGUAGUUCAUUUAAUUGACUAAACAUACUGUAAAAGAAAAUCCCAAAAAAUGUAAAGCCUAAUUGUACUUGUGACAUAUCUUAAAUUAAAUAAACAUAAGACCCUUGUCGAACAUACAUAUAUA
Molecule: messenger RNA, 1668 nt
Organism: Drosophila rhopaloa
Lineage: Eukaryota; Metazoa; Arthropoda; Insecta; Diptera; Drosophilidae
Gene: Trf4-2
Product: inactive non-canonical poly(A) RNA polymerase protein Trf4-2
Exons: 1
Coding region: 163-1383 (406 amino acids)
Biological process (GO): RNA 3'-end processing
Cellular component (GO): nucleolus; TRAMP complex
Molecular function (GO): mRNA binding; poly(A) RNA polymerase activity
Source: RefSeq, a predicted model, not a curated record